GUGUUUCUUCUCCCUUUCUCUUAACUUUGCCACUGAAAACGCACAAGGUCUGCUCCCCCAUCUGCUGGACAUACUGCGUAUUACAUUAAAAUCUCCUUUCAACAGCAGUGUGACAUCGUAAAGCAGCGGAAGAAUUAAAAUUGGGCCAGUACUUUGUAUGAAAUUUGUAUGAAAGGUAAUCUAUUUGAAUUGUUAUUGUAAAUGUCCAUCGCAUAUAUAUUGGUGGCAACAUUCAUUUGCUUUACUAUUGUUUUAUUUUAUUGUUUAUUUUAUGUUAAAAAACUAAAAUCAUUACAGGCUUUAUAAAUUAAAUGCAAAUAUAAGCUCUUGAGCUAAAGAUAAUUUCAAGUGGAUACAGCAAACACAAAGAUUGAAACUAAGAGGACCAGAAUUACGUCCAGAAACUAACGGCUGCAUGUUUUCAAAAUAAAACGAUGUCUUUCUUUUGUCUAAAGUCGCCAAAUGAGACAUUUCUGCAAACCACCGUGCAAACCAAUAAUAUACAAAUUUUUUUCUAAAAAUUGCUGAAAAUCAACUGACAUUUGCUUUUUGCAAAAAUUGUGUGCACAUAUCGGCCGAAGUUUAUGACCAAUGUGGCCGUAAAUGUGCUAUAGAAAAACGAGUUUUACACUCUUAAUUAUACAAACAGCCCAUGUUCAUUAUUAAAUAGAACAAUCAAAUUUUAAAAAAGCAUUCCACAAACGGACUUGAUGCUUUAAUUUAUAAACUAAUGGCCGGAUGUGGCUCUAAUAGGUUCUGGUACACUUGACAUUAAAAGUCGUCUCUCAGGUUCUUGAGCGGAUCGCUGAGGGGAAGUAACAUCAGCAGGACCAUCGAGCAUCACGCAGUCAUAAUGCAUGGGGGCAAGAGAGGACUGGUCGCUCCGCAGAACACCUUUCUGGAAAAUAUAGUCCGGCGCUCCAGCGAAACCAGCUUCCUGCUGGGAAAUGCACAGAUCGUGGAGUGGCCAGUUGUGUACAGCAACGAUGGCUUCUGCAAGCUGUCCGGUUACCACAGAGCCGAGGUCAUGCACAAAAGCAGCACGUGCAAUUUCAUGUAUGGUGACCUGACCGAUAAACAGACCAUCGAUAACAUCAGACAAACCUUUGACAGCUAUGAGUCUAAUUUCUACGAGGUGCUGCUUUAUACUAAGGACAGAACUCCCAUAUGGCUGUACAUGCAGGUGGCUCCCAUCAGAAAUGAGAAUGACAAAGUGGUGCUUUUCCUCUGUACCUUCAGAGACAUCACACUUUUCAAGCAGCCUAUUGAGGACGAGUCAACAAAAGGAUGGACAAAGUUCGCCAGGCUCACGCGAGCGCUCACCAACAACCGCAACCUGGUGCAGCAGUUGGCCCCACUGAGCCAGACGGAGGUCAGCCACAAGCCGUCACGGCUGGCCGAGGCCCUCCAGCUGGGCUCAGACAUUCUCCCCCAGUACAAGCAAGAGGCCCCGAAGACGCCGCCGCACAUCAUCCUCCACUACUGCACCUUCAAGACCACGUGGGACUGGGUCAUCCUCAUCCUCACCUUCUACACGGCCAUCAUGGUGCCCUACAACGUGUCCUUCAGGACCAAGCAGAACAACCUGGCCUGGCUGGUGCUGGACAGCGUCGUGGACGUCAUCUUCCUCGUCGACAUCGUGCUCAACUUCCACACGACGUUCGUGGGCCCCGCGGGGGAGGUGAUUUCGGACGCCAAGCUGAUACGGAUGAACUACCUGAAGACGUGGUUCGUCAUCGACCUGCUGUCCUGUCUGCCCUACGACAUUAUCAAUGCCUUUGAAAAUGUGGAUGAGGACGUCAUCACUUCCUCCUCUCCAACUAGUCAUCUCAGAGAAUCGUUCCACAGAAAUACCACACGGACUGAAGACUCGCUACUUCCAGGCCUCAGCAGCCUCUUCAGCUCCCUGAAGGUGAUCCGCCUGCUCCGCUUGGGCCGCGUGGCCCGGAAGCUGGACCACUACCUGGAGUACGGCGCCGCCGUGCUGGUGCUGCUGGUGUGCGUGUUCGGCCUGGUGGCCCACUGGCUCGCCUGCAUCUGGUACAGCAUCGGCGACUACGAAGUCAUCGACGAAGCCACCAACACCAUCAAGACGGACAGCUGGCUGUACCAGCUGGCCCUCAGCAUAGGGACCCCCUACCGCUACAACGCCAGCGGCACCGGCCAGUGGGAAGGUGGGCCCAACAAAGACACGCUCUACAUUUCUUCCCUCUACUUCACAAUGACGAGUCUCACCACCAUCGGAUUUGGCAACAUCGCUCCCACCACAGAUGGCGAGAAGAUUUUCUCCGUAGCUAUGAUGAUGGUGGGCUCGCUGCUGUAUGCGACCAUCUUUGGAAACGUCACCACCAUCUUCCAGCAGAUGUACACCAACACCAACCGCUACCACGAGAUGCUCAACAACGUGCGCGACUUCCUCAAACUCUAUCAGGUCCCCAAAGGUCUGAGCGAGAGGGUCAUGGACUUCAUCGUGUCCACCUGGGCCAUGUCUAAAGGCAUCGACACAGAUAAGGUCCUCGCCAUCUGCCCCAAAGACAUGCGCGCCGACAUCUGCGUGCACCUCAACCGGCAGGUGUUCAACGACCACCCGGCGUUCCGCCUGGCCAGCGACGGGUGCCUGCGCUCGCUGGCCGUGGAGUUCCAGACCACGCACUGCGCCCCCGGCGACCUCAUCUUCCACGUCGGCGAGAGCCUGGACACGCUGUGCUUCGUGGUCUCCGGGUCGCUGGAGGUCAUCCAGGACGACGAGGUCAUCGCCAUACUGGGUAAAGGCGACGUGUUCGGGGACGUGUUCUGGAAGGAGACCACGCCGGCGCGCGCCUGCGCCAACGUGCGCGCGCUGACCUACUGCGACCUGCACGUCAUCCGCAGGGAGGCGCUGAUGAAGGUGCUGGAGUUCUACACCGCCUUCGCCAACUCCUUCUCCCGCAACCUCAUCCUCACCUGCAACCUGCGAAAACGGGUUAUCUUCAGGAAGAUUGCCGACGUGAAGAGGGAGCAGGAGCGCCAGAAGAGCGAGGUGACGCUGUCCAUCCCCGAAGACCACCCGGUCCGCAAGCUGUUCCAGAGGUUCAGGCAGCAGCGAGACGGCCCGGCGCCGGCGGAGCCCCAGCCUCACUGCGGUCACAACUGUGUGCAGGUGGAGCCUCAGCAGCAGCAGCAGCAGCAGGUCAGCCCCUUCCCUCAGAGUCGGCCUGUGUCCCCUCAGCAGCAGGACUACGCCUCUGCUGUGAGGAAAUACGCCCCCCACCCCGGGGGCGCCGGGAGAGGAGGCACCGCGGCAGCUCCUGCCCAGGCGUCCUCUCACGCUGAGCUGUCGGGGAAGAGCUGCCCGCAGGAGGCCGGGGAGCCUGUGCCGAGGCCUUGUCAGAAGGUCAGCAGCGCCGCUCCGGCCGCCGGUGCAGGCGCAGAGGCGGCCGGAGGCGGCGCCGCCGGCGGCAGAGGCGCCCGCGGCUGGGCCAAGUUCAGGAACGCCGCCACCGCGGCCCCGGCGCCUCCCGCCGCGGAGCAGGAGAAGCCGGGCCAGCGGGCGGAGAAGUGGCCCGAGGCCCCGCAGUCGUCCGAACACUUCGGCUGCGAGGAAGGCGGGGAGGUGGGCGGGAACGGGGCGGGGGAGGAGACCGGCGCCCUGCACAAGACGGACUCGUGCGACAGCGGCAUCACCAAGAGCGACCUGCGCAUCGACAGGGCCGGGGACUCCAGGAGCUCCUUCGAGCGGAGCCCGUUGGAGAAGAGCCCGAUGGAGAGGAACCCCUUCGAGCACGGCCUCGGCGCCGACAGCGAGGCCUCGCUCAGACACGCCUUCGCGCCGCCGGCGUCCGAGCCGGCGCUGCUCCAGGCCACGCUGCACGAGGCCAAGGUGGAGCUGAAGGGGGACAUCCAGAUCCUGAGCGGCCGCCUGUCGGCGCUCGAGUCCCAGGUGAGCGAGGUCCUCCGGCUGCUGUCAGUCAAAAGGAGACUCUCGCUGCCGCCAUCGACUUCUCCCAAGUCGAGAGUCAAGGACGGCGUGGCCGGGUCCAGACCGGCGUCACCAAAGACGGACGAUGGGCCUUUUUGAAUGAGC
This is a messenger RNA of Betta splendens (Siamese fighting fish), 4063 nucleotides long. Its product is annotated as potassium voltage-gated channel subfamily H member 5-like. The record is from RefSeq and is a predicted model, not a curated record. Gene Ontology annotation, biological process: regulation of membrane potential; potassium ion transmembrane transport. Gene Ontology annotation, cellular component: membrane. The coding region runs from base 854 to 4057 and encodes 1067 amino acids. The transcript has 12 exons. Gene Ontology annotation, molecular function: voltage-gated potassium channel activity. Lineage: Eukaryota; Metazoa; Chordata; Actinopteri; Anabantiformes; Osphronemidae.